This is a messenger RNA of Penicillium odoratum, 2253 nucleotides long. RefSeq lists its product as uncharacterized. The transcript has 2 exons. NCBI's taxonomy places the organism in Eukaryota, Fungi, Ascomycota, Eurotiomycetes, Eurotiales, Aspergillaceae. Bases 1 to 2253 code for a protein of 750 amino acids. The record is from RefSeq and is a predicted model, not a curated record. Gene Ontology annotation, molecular function: protein binding.
AUGAACCAGCGAGCGAAACUGAGCGAAUGCCGCUCCAACUCUCACGACACCCUGCGAGGAGGGAUGCCCUCCCCAAGGAUCUCUCAUUUCGACGGCGAAGUCCCUCCCGCCCUAUCUCCCCUCGAUGCCUUUGCCGCCCAGGGCCGAUUUCUGGCCCGACAGUUAGAUGAGUCCAGACUAGGUGAACGGCGAAUGAGUCGCCUACCUCCCUCCAGCGUAGCCCGAUCGCUGUCCCGCCCCCGACCAGGCUACUUCCGCUCCGCGAACAGCGAUUCCAAUACAGAGGGUCUGACGCGCCGACCGACACAGAAGGGCCUCCCAGAGCUAGAGGAGCCAAAAUAUCGUCCAAUGUCAGAGCAUCCCCGCUUCAGCUCGAUUUCACACGCUAGCAGCAAUGCGGCGAGCUUCUACGACGACGACGAAACUACCCCCAGGACAACCAUGAUUCAGGAGGACCCCAGCGUGUGGGGAAUACCUCGGGCGGAAUCACCCGAGGAGGACUCGGUGCUUGCAGACGAUACUGAAAGCUCAGUGGGAGUGACUUUGGUAGAUACAUCGCGUCAGUCGUCGACGGACUCCGUUACCAGCAAACUCCAUAUUCCACGAACCCUGGCCCCACCGGUUUCGCCGCAUUCACGACCGUCUAGCAGCGCCCGCGCGGCUCAACUGGACUCUGAUGAUGAUUACAGUAGCUCCAAUGCAGGUUCGACAUUCUCCAAGCCACGGAAACUGUCAACGGGAAGUGCUGUGUCAAUUCCGUACUCACCUAUGUCGACCUUUCCAGCUCGGUCGCAUCCUCGUUCGCCUUCAAUAAGCUCCGAAACGUCGACCGGCACCAGCUAUCUAGCGCGACCCUCCUUUAAUUUCUCCCGGCCUCUGAGUCGAUCCAGCACCAGCCUCUCAGCACCUGGAGCCCCAGAGCCAACUACCGCCCCGGCUCCCACCCCCCAGCGGCAUCAGUCGAACCAUAUGCACCGUCCGAGCAAACCUCACCCGAUUAUGGUUCCUUUGUCCACUGACAUGGGAGCUACUCAACCGCUCGACGGCGAGCCAUCCUCGGCGGUGUCAUCGUUUGUGUAUGCCAAGUAUGCGCUGCCGCGUGGACGUGAGCCCUCUCGAGACUCGGUGAUCUUUGCAGGGCUACAAACUCCGCACUUUGAAUGGAAUGAGCCUUUGUUUGAGAAUUCUCCCCCGCGAGAAUCCGCAGAUAUCCCCCGUCCUGUUCGCACUCCGCCGCCGACCACACAUCACCCGAUGGAUCAUUCGCCAGAGCCAAAUUCGAUGCACGAGAUUCCCACUCCUGCGCCUAGACAGACAACACCAGCUCCACCUUCACCAAAACCACCAACCUCUUCACCUAGGCCGUCGACUUCUUCCUCGAAACCGCCUUGUUCACCGCAACCGCCGACCUCGCCAAUGCCAGCUGCAGCCACACUGGCUACUCCCGAGAAACCUAGACCUUCAACAGAGUCUACUCGCAAGAGUGAUAAGAUCGAGACGGCCUCGUCGGCUGGCUCUGCGAGCACAUUACGUCCGCAGACUGCCGCGACCCAGGCACCAUCGACUGCCGUGUCUGCCGAUGAUCAUGUUACCAAGGGAAUUGAAUUACACGAGAGCGGAUCUUUGAAUGAAUCUACCUAUCACUUGCGGAUUGCUGCGAAGCAGAAUCACCCCACUGGAAUGUUGCUUUACGCACUCGCUUGCCGUCAUGGUUGGGGUAUGCGAUCCAAUCAGCAAGAGGGUGUGCGGUGGCUACGGAAGGCUGUGGAUUCCGUGGGAUUGGAGAUGUUGGAGAACCCCGACGCUCCUGGUGCUUCUAAGGCAAAAGAGCUGCAGAAGGCAUAUCGCGCGCAAUUUGCUCUCAGUAUCUACGAGUUGGGCGUUAGCCAUUUAAACGGUUGGGGUAUCGAGCAAGAUAGGUCUCUUGCUCUUCGUUGUUUCGAAAUCGCCGGUCAGUGGGGUGAUGUCGACGCUAUGGCAGAGGCUGGUUUCUGCUACGCGGAAGGCGUUGGUUGCAAGAAAGACAUGAAGAAGGCCGCACGUUUCUACCGGCAAGCCGAGUCCAACGGCAUGAGUAUGGUCGGCAACAGCUGGAUUUACAAAGAAAAAUACAUGACGGACGAGGCCAAAGAAGCUGCCAAAGAGACUCGUGCACGCGGUCGAACUGUCAGCAGUGACAAGAAGAGCAACUCACGCAAUAAAUCGCGCACGCGCAGUAUCUUCCAGCGGAAAAAGUCCGUACCCGAGCCAUAA